UACGUCUACAUACCAGAAGCUAGUGCAAAGGAGAACCAUGGAAAUAAAGAUGGACAAGAUGGUGAUCAUCGUGUCCGCCGUGGUCGGGUCACUAGGGGCGUUGAGUGCCAUCUUGGGAUUCGCCGCCGAGGGGGAGAACGCUAAUCAUAGCAAUGUUGCGGCCAUCGGUUCUGUAUCUGUCGUAUGGCAGGAGUCACUGAAGAAGCAUGCGCUACGUGAUAGGGGGCACUGCAGGAGCGUUAGAAAUUAUUGUAGUUGUAGAGGAUUCCAAACUGGUUCCAAGGAGAGAUUACAUACUCAGUGUCUUACAAGUGCAUCUACGAAAUACCUGCAGAACCCGAACCCCUCGCCCGGGCUGGGGAUCUGCGCCGCCCUCUUCCUGCUCGUGGCGCAGACCACCGUCUCGGCAGUGGCAGCCGUCGGCUACUGCAAGUUCCGCCCCGUUCUCUCCGAGACCAAGCAGACCAUCAUCAUCGUCUGCGGGGUCGUCUCGUGGAUAGGGACCGUGAUCGCGUCGGUGCUCUUCUUGUUCGGGGCGUCGCAGAACGCCAGCGGGCGUAGCAGCGGCGGCAUGUACGCCGGCGCAGCCGUGCUCACCGUCGCUGCCACGGCGCUCGGCAUCACCUCCUUCAUCAUGCUGAGGAGGCAGCCGGCGGACGCACCCAACAAGCCAGUAGGUCAGCAGCCGCCGCCUUUCGGGAUGGCGACGGACCAACCGCGUUUCCAGCAGGCAGGAGUUGCAGGCGUUUAUGGAUCGCAAGCACCGAAUCAGCAGACCCCUCCAGGGUUUACAAAACCUGUGGGAACUGGUCCGGUUCCGCUCAUCGAAAAAAUCAUCAAAGAUGUCAGCGCCGAGAAUGUUGUCCAAAUAGUGACAGAUCACAAAACAUGUAUUAAUCUUAUGCUCAAGGACAUUGGAGAGUGGCCAGAUCACAAAGCAUGUAUUGAGAGUGCAAAGAGGAUCUGCAGUUGGUUAUACAACUCCAACUCUUUGUACCAUAUGAUGAAAAAAACUAUUGGGGGUGAAUUGGUGAAGUGGAAUGCAACAAGGUUUGGUACAAAUUACAUGUUCCUAGAUCGUGAAGAGGAAGAAUUUAGGAGCGACGACAUAACACCUAUAACACCUGAGCCUAGCGGUGAUGAUGGAGGCCGCGGCUUCGACGGCGACGAUGAUGAUGAGGACGACACUGGAGGGAGUGAUGAUGGUGAUGCUGGAGGGAGUGGUUGGGUUAGAGGGAGUGGUGGUGCUGGAGGGAGUAGUGGUCAGGUGCAGGCCUUGGCGGGGUGGCCGGCCGGAGAAGCUGGUGCCGCCGUCCCUGCAGCAGGUGGCACCCUCGGCGGUGCAGCAGGUGCCCCAGGCAAGGCACGGCUCCAGCUGACGCCAUAG
Molecule: messenger RNA, 1387 nt
Organism: Panicum virgatum (switchgrass)
Lineage: Eukaryota; Viridiplantae; Streptophyta; Magnoliopsida; Poales; Poaceae
Exons: 5
Coding region: 38-1387 (449 amino acids)
Source: RefSeq, a predicted model, not a curated record